AUGGAGUGUAUGAUGUCAAAUGAUCAAACGAGUUGCUCCAGUCAAAUACAUUCUUUGAGGAUUGAAAUUGCUGAUUAUUUUUGUUUCUUAUUUCUUUCCAGCAAUUUGAGGUGGAAUAAGUUGCAAGAUGUCAUUCCUCCUGAAAUAGGUGAACUAAAGAGUCUAACCCAUCUAUACUUGAGUUUCAAUAAUUUCAAAGGAGAAAUCCCCAAAGAAUUAGCUAAUCUUCCUCUGCUACGUUACCUCUAUCUACAUGAAAAUCAUUUUAUUGGGCGAAUUCCACCAGAAUUGGGCACUCUACAACAACUCCGACAUUUUGAUGUUGGUAACAAUCAUUUGGUGGGAACUAUUAGGCAACUAAUACGUAUUGAGGGAUGCUUUCCAUCUCUUCGCAACCUUUAUCUGAAUAAUAACUACCUUACGGGUGGAAUCCCAGCUCAGCUAGCAAACUUGACUAAUUUGGAAAUCUUGCAUUUAUCAUACAACAAAAUGUCUGGGUAUCAUACCAUCUGGACUUGCUCAUAUUCCCCGAUUGACUUCCUUGUACCUGGAUCAUAAUCAAUUUACUGGGAGAAUCCCGAAUGCAUUCUAUAAGCACACUUUCUUGAAAGAAAUGU
Messenger RNA from Camellia sinensis, 617 nucleotides. The record is from RefSeq and is a predicted model, not a curated record. NCBI's taxonomy places the organism in Eukaryota, Viridiplantae, Streptophyta, Magnoliopsida, Ericales, Theaceae.